GGUCCCCGGCCCGUUCCUGGCGGACGCGAUGGCGCGGAUCACGCUGGAGGACCUGGAGCGACUGGGCGAGGAGCCCGACGGAGACGGCAGCGACAACGAGGACGACGAGGAGGGGGAGGGACGGCUGUUCGCUCACUGGGAGGCCGUGGCCAGCACGCACCGAGUGAACCUACCCCGAGACAUGGCAGGCCCGAUCGCCCAGAUGGCCCGGCACAGGCACGCUCGCGAGCCCGUGCCGUACGUGUCCCUGUCGCAGCACGGGAAGUGCGAGGAAGCGGCCUACGAGGAGCGGCGGUACCCAGCGGGGAAGUGGGCCUGUGUCACCAUGGGGGAGCCCAUGUAUGAGCAGAGCAUCUCCCUGAGCUUCAUGAAGCUCAUGCGCUACAUCUGCAAGGAGAACUCUGUAGGUUGCCAUCUGGGCAUGACAGUCCCAGUGCUCAACGAAAUCCACCUGACCAAGGAGGGCACUGAGCUGGAGCGUGAGGUCCUAACUGCCUAUUAUCUCCCAGGAGCGUACCAGCAAAACCCCGUUCCCGUGGACCCCGAAAUCCACAUCACCGAGAGGGCGCCACUCCGGGUUAUAACCAGGGUUUUCUAUGGGAUGACCACUGAGGAGACGAUUCUGAGGGAGAUCAGUCUCUUCUGGGAGCUCCUGGGCUCCACGGAGGCGGUGCUGCGGGGAACCUACAUCGUGGCUUCCUACGAAAACCCCAGUGUCCCCCAGCGCCGCAACGAGAUCUGGUUCAUCUGCCAGCCCGAGUGAGGCCCCUCCACCACUGCACCCGCUGGAGAUGGCACUUCUGACCCAAAGGAGACGGAGCACAUCCCACUGUUCACCCACACCCUGAGAGACUGAGAGACUGUGGGGUGGGUUUCCAGCCUGCCCUGCAAGGGUCCUGCCAGGAAAAUUCCUGCCUGGCCUGUGCUUCGCCUGCCCCCACAGCUGAGGCUGGAGCUGGCACCAAAGAUGACCUCUAGAGCAAGCUCUUGAUGGGAAGCACGUGGUGGGGGCUCAUUAAGGCAGUAACCUGUGGGCCUGUGUGAUGUGCUGGCCUGACCUGCACCAGGCUUGCAGAGCUGGGCCAGGGUGGGUCCAGUGGUGGGCAGCAUCACAAGGUGAUGGUGUCUAGAAGGUGAAUGACUGUGUACAAUGUGUGAGGCUCAGUGUGGCCUCUGACCUGCUUCCUGUGAGAAUGGCUGCCUGUCCUGAACAGAGCCACUGAAAUGCUGCUACAGAGACAGUUGCGUUCAGAGGGGAAAAGGGCUUGAAUUCAGGUGUGAAUCCUGAGUGUUUCCUGCUGGGGUGAUUUUCUUUGGACUGUUGGGUGCCUCCCUGGCUGUCAUUCACCAUUCCUCAGCCAGGAUUAGGGCACUGGCAGCCUUUGUCCAUCUCUUGUGGGUGCUGUUUGCAGACCUGCUGUGAGCUGAGAGGGGUAGGUCCAGAGAGAGCAGGAGCGGCAUCACCGUGUGUUGUGUUGUGCAUUGGUUAGUGAGUUUCACAUCCAUGAAUGCCAUCAUGCUUUCCUGGGGGAAGCUGGCAGUGCCAACAGUAAAUAAACCCAACUCAAACCACUGCAGCUGCAGAUCACUGAUGGUGGGGAUGGGGGGCAGCUGGGUUGGCUUGGGAAGAGCCUUGCUGUCUCCUUCCUGGAGAUGCUCCAAGCUGCAAAGCUGUGGCUCUAAUUAGCCCAGGUUACAGCUUCCUAUUCAGCCAAACACACCCACUGCAUUACUGCACAGGCUGCUUCUGUUGCUGCUGCAAGAAGUAUGGGUACACUCUCCUCCCUGCAGGUAAGGUGGUUUGUCUGUUGGAUGGGAUGUGCCUCAUUUUUCCCUGGUGCAGAAGUUGGAUCCUGUGGCUGUACUCCACCUGGGCACCUGAUCUUUGGGGUGAGAAUGCAAAUGCAACUGCACGUCGUGCUGGUUGGCUGCAGGAACUGGUGCGCUCCUGCGGGGAUGUGCUCAACAGGCUUGGUGUGGAGAGACUUUUAACUGCUUCUGACGCAGUUCCCAGUGAAUUUUCUCAUGCUGUAUGCCUUGCUGCCACUGUUGCACAAACUCCAGCUCUGGCCCUUUGUCCCUAUACUGCAGCUGAGGGGUAGGAAUGGCUGGAAGGCCUGGCCCCCUCUGUGGUCUCCCUGCCCAGCAGCACAGGUGGCUUCUGCCACUCCUCUCUCCAGUCAGGUGCUGCUUACUGUCCCCUCUGGCUGUGGGGAGCCUGGAUACCCAGCCCGUGGCUGUGGGAACAGAGGGGCUGAGCGUGAUGCACCCUUCUCUGCAAGGGAGCCUGAGGCAGAGUCUGGGGAAGCACAGCAAGGGCACACAGUGGUUUCCUGGCUACCAUAUGAUACAGUUCUUGUUCCUGGGGCACUAAAGGCAUUAUGGACCCAGGAGAUGCUGUCACAGCCUGCAGCACUGAUGUGGCAAAUGCUCCUCAGAGAAGUCAUGAUACUUGGAUCAGCAGUGCUUAGCUCACUUUCCCUCCCGGGGAAAGAAACAAUUCCCUGAAGCUGGGGUCAGGUGGCUCGGUAUCAGUGGGAGAACAAAGUCUGCUAGUGUGUGUGGGACAGAGACCCUUUCUCUUAUCAGGUACUUUGCUUGCCCUGAGCUUGCAGGUGGAAGUAAAACUGCUUUUCUAGAGAGUGUUGAAUGGGCUACCACUUCCUCUGAGGCUGCUUGUUCCCCACCAAAACCAGAACAGCUUUUGGUGGCAGGAGGUGGUGGCUUUCCUGUGAGAGGGGACUGGUCUGUGGUUACUGGCAAAGUUGCACAGCUGCAUGCCCUGUGGCAGCAGCUCUGUGCUCUCCCAGGACGUGGCAAUGGUGGGGGCUUCUGGUGCAGCACCGGGCUGGUGCUGCCACGCAGGGCAGCAAGCACACUCCCAUCCUGUGCCACAGGUUUUGCUGAGUAAAGGCUCCAGCAUCCUCUGUGAUGGAUCCAGCAGUGCUCAGGGCCAUGUCUGAUGGCUCAUCUUCCACACAGUACCAAAACCAGUAUUUUGGAGGCUCAACAAACCGGCUGGAAAGCUGGCGUUCAGAGUGACAGCUGCCAGAGCCGGUGGUGCAGGGCUGCAGCAGGUUCCACCAGAGGCACUGGGUCGGGCAGAGAGGCUCCGUCUGGGCCAUGCAGAUGGACAGACGGCUCUCGCUGCUCGGGUCCUGCAGAGGAGCAGCAAGGAGCAGCAGCGUGCUGUACACUCGGACUGUGUGUCCAGCCUCUGCCCGUAGCAGGGUGCAAAGCUCCUGGCUCCUCGCUGCCCCGGUGCCUCCACAGGGUCAUUCACAGCCGUACAGACCGGGAUCUUCCGCCAUCCGUUUAACAAUCAUCGCGGCUACAAGGAGCCCCUGGGCGGGAGGAGAGCGGCGUCGCAGCUCGGUGCACC
This is a messenger RNA of Camarhynchus parvulus, 3382 nucleotides long. RefSeq names its product heme-binding protein 1-like. The record is from RefSeq and is a predicted model, not a curated record. NCBI's taxonomy places the organism in Eukaryota, Metazoa, Chordata, Aves, Passeriformes, Thraupidae.